Molecule: messenger RNA, 3621 nt
Organism: Mitosporidium daphniae
Lineage: Eukaryota; Fungi; Microsporidia
Product: Ca-transporting ATPase
Exons: 1
Coding region: 1-3621 (1206 amino acids)
Cellular component (GO): membrane
Molecular function (GO): ATP binding; P-type transmembrane transporter activity; ATP hydrolysis activity
Source: RefSeq, a predicted model, not a curated record
AUGAUUGAAUAUUCGGUUGCUCCAAAGGGGCGAUCCCGCCAGGAAGCUAGCGAAUCCCUCUUGCCGCCAGAUAUAGCGUGGAUAGAGGGCCGCUGUUUCUCUUUUUUCAGGAGCAUUGUUUCCGUUCUACUGAUCAUUGCAACAGGCGGUCUUUUCUUACUCUUUAUAAGGUGGUCUGUGAGGAUCUACACCCUUGCAUGGUUUAAAAUAUGCCCCUUAGAAUCAGCGACACGUAUACUUAUAGCAGCAAAGCCUUCCACUUCUCCAAUUUCAUCUUCAAAAAGGAUAUCAGCUAGAGUCUCAUAUACCCUACUUACAAUUGAGCAGAAGCCCACUUCCUCAUGGAAGUCUCUGACUCACCGAGGCGAUAGGUGUGUUUGGAAGAGCGAUCAAGAUGCUUUUGUUUGGACAGCAAAUCUCCUAGACAAUAAUGGAAUUUCUGGCUGCCCUUCAAACUUCUUGCCUAUUUCUGAAUUGAAUUCUAAUCUCCUUGGAGAAUUAAAACAUCCACUUCACGGAUUAAGUAAUGCCGAAGCGGCAGUGCUUUUAGACUGUUUUGGCCCAAAUACGAUUUCCAUGGCGCAACCGAUGCUUUUCUCGCUGAUUCUAAGCGAAGUCAUAAGCCCGCUUGUACUAUUUCAGAGUGCUUCAGUUGCCCUUUGGUGUUUGGAGAAUUAUUGGGCCUAUGCUUGUGCGAUCGCAUUUAUUACAGCUGUUUCUAUUAUCCUUUCCAUUCGAACGACAUUAUCCUCAAUGGCAUCAUUAUCAAAAUUGGCCAACGAUUCUGGAAUUCCUCCAUCCAUUUUCAUAAUCAGAGGUGAUGACCAAAGGCAAGGGUCAAUAAUGGGUCCGGUUUUAAUCCCUGCUUCGAUGAUUGUUCCUGGAGAUCUUAUUAUCCUUGAUCAUCAUGGUCAUGGCGAGUAUCCCAUUCAAACUCUCCCAUGCGAUGGGAUUUUAGUAAGGGGAGAGGCUCUUGUUGAUGAAUCUUUUCUUACUGGUGAGUCCAUACCGAUCACCAAAACCACGGCCAAUCUACAUGGCCAUGAUGGCUUUGAAAUGAUAGAAAAUUCAUCCCCAUCACUCAAACGACUGCAGCAAGGAAAUAUUGACAGAGCUUCACUCGUAUAUGGUGGGACUAGACUGCUGGAGGCUACCGGUGGGGCCAUGAUGCGAGCCACAGCUACUGGUUCGAUAUCCCUGCGCGGUCGUAUGCUCAAGGCGAUGCGCUAUCCGCCCCCAUUGCCCUCUGUUGACCAGCUUCAUAUAGAUGCCCUCAUAUUUAUGGGCGUUCUUGGUGCUAUUUCUAUCAUCGGCUUUGUUACAACAGUUGCUUUGCUGCCUUCCAAUUCCUUGGUUGCCUUGCUUGUUCGUGCUGGUGAUCUUAUAACGGUUGUAUUACCCCCAGCUCUGCCAGCAUCGCUGGCGCUGGGCACUGGAUUUGCCAUUCGUAGACUUGCACAACGCGGCAUCAUUUGUACUGCAGGCGUUAUGAAUUCUGGAGGCAGUGGGAAUACCAUUGGAUCCCCCAUAAACGUUGCAGGUAGGGUCCAAAUGGUGCUUUUUGACAAAACAGGCACUCUCACAGAAGAUUCUCUUGAUGUCCUUUGGGUUUCUGAAGCAAAGAAUUCCUCAAACCACUCUGGAGUGGUUAGGCUUAUGCAGGUUGGCUCUUCGCCGUCUUCUUCACGCAUCAGAGGUGCCUUGGCUACAUGCCACACACUACGAAUGCUCGGUGGGAAUCUUGUUGGGGAUCCUCUUGACGUUACCCUCUUUACGUGGAGCGGUUGGAAUAUGGAAUACAAUACCCACGGUCUGGCUCAGAUUGUCGUCACUAGUGGAAACCCCUCAAAACUACCAUCGCCUGGCGAUCAGGUUCGUCUAGCUGUUGUUAGAGCCUGGCCUUUUUGCCCACUUUUGCGACGCACCACGGUUAUUGUAAAGCGCAUAUCACCGAAUGCUAAUUCUGCUCAUUCUUCUGAACAGUCUCAUGCCCCGUCGUCGUCUCUUCAAGUUUUUGUCAAAGGGGCCCCAGAAUCUCUUCUCGCUCUUUGCGACCCUACAAGUGUCCCAGAAUCCUUCCUGGAGACCACGCUUCCCGCAUGGACACGUCGGGGCUAUCGCGUUAUUCUAUUUGCGGGAGGCAUGUUGCCCCUCUCCUCGUCUUCUUGGGUUGCUGCGCAGAGGCUUACUCGAGCACAGGCUGAAGAACCAAAGGGCCAGCUUCGCUUUCUUGGCGCUGUGGUGCUUGUGAACUCCGUUAAACGAGGCUCUUGGGAAACCAUUGCUAGACUGACAAAGGCUGGAUUGGCUGUGGGAAUGGCCACAGGCGACCAUGCCGUUACGGCAGCUGCUGUAGCUCAGCAGGUCGGAAUCAUUGCCUCGGAUGAUGACCAUAAUGAUGGAGUCAUCGACGCUAGGUCUAGACCGGUUGCCGUUCUCAGCGGCUCUGGUUUUUGGGUGAACGAACGAAACGAGGCAAUACGUCCCGUUAAUGACGAUAGCUUUGGGUGCGUAUCAAAAGGCUCUGGAUUCUCCUCUAUGCUUCUUCCCGUACCGCCGGGCUAUGUUCCCGUUGUUUCCGGGGGAGAUGCUCUUGCGGCUUAUUUGAAGGCUAUUGACAGCGAUCCGUCGCUCUCUCUUAUCGAUGGCCCGGUCCGUGUUUUUGCCCGUCUAUCUCCAGAUGACAAGCGGCUGUUGGUGGAGAGUAUGACUGCUACCGGGGCCGUGGUUGCCUUUUGUGGGGAUGGGGCCAACGAUGUAGCUGCGCUCCAAGUGGCCGACGUGGGCAUUUCCUUGUCUACAUCCACAGACUCGCUAGUGGCCCCGUUUUGCUCAACAGGCGAUGAUCCGCGCUGCGUACUCGAUGUGCUGAUUGAGGGUCGCGGCUCGCUUGGGGUCUCGUUUGCCUGUUUCCGGUUCAUGGCCCUGUAUUCGAUGAUCCAGUUUACGGUUGUUUCGCUCCUUUACACGUGGGGAAUGAAUCUCUCUGAUGGGCAGUUCAUUUGGCAAGAUCUUUUUGUAAUCUUACCGCUGGCUACUGCGAUAGCCAGAAUGCGUCCUGGAUCGGGGGGACUUUCGUCUGGCCGCCUGCCGGGCCGCCUGGUCGAUCCGAGUGUCUUGGUAGCCAUGCUUGUUCAAAUAGUUCUCCAGAUUUUGCUGCUUUUUCUGCUGUACGCGAUUUCCGUACGCAUUUUCCCACCGCACGCUCAAAUCCUGUCCGUUUGUGCCAGUGAUGAUCUCAGUGCAUUUGAAGGCAAUAUGCUGAACUCGUCUAUUUUUUUGUUCUCAAACUUUCAAUAUCUUUUGAUGGCCUUGAUUUUCGGGACCUGGCCGCCUUUCCAGGAGCCAGUUUAUGCAAACUUCCUGAUGGUUGGAUUGAUCCUUGCUUUGAUUGUUUGUAAUUUUUCGAUACUGCUCUCUUGCGAGACCAGUCUGAUGUCGACACUGUUUGGCACCGUUGAUCUUCCUUCCGUCUUUCGCAUUGGCGUGAUUUCCGGGCUGAUCGUCCUAGACGUGGCAUUGUCGAUUUUCUUGGAUUCCCUGAUCACUCCGAUGAUUAUCUCUCUUUUUCAUCGUAAAAAGAAGCGAAAUGAUAAGCUGUCCGCGAUAACUGUUAGCUAG